Molecule: messenger RNA, 246 nt
Organism: Stereum hirsutum FP-91666 SS1
Lineage: Eukaryota; Fungi; Basidiomycota; Agaricomycetes; Russulales; Stereaceae
Exons: 1
Biological process (GO): negative regulation of transcription by RNA polymerase II; anatomical structure morphogenesis; cell differentiation
Molecular function (GO): RNA polymerase II cis-regulatory region sequence-specific DNA binding; DNA-binding transcription factor activity, RNA polymerase II-specific
Source: RefSeq, a predicted model, not a curated record
AUGGAUGAGGUGGUAGAGGACAAGGGCAAGAAGGGCAAGGGCGGAGCAGGGGGGAAGAAGGCGCCGGCGCCACCCACAACGAAGAAACAACGCCAAGCGGACCUCUCGAAGACGAUCAGCCAGCAGUGGAAGAACCUGUCGGCAGAGGAACGUCAGUACUGGGAGGACCUCGCGAAGGAGAAGAAGAAGGAGCACGAGGCGCUCUAUCCGCAUUAUGUGUAUCGGCCGCAGAGGGUGAAGGGGAAG